Messenger RNA from Cryphonectria parasitica EP155, 3256 nucleotides. Its product is annotated as putative bifunctional P-450:NADPH-P450 reductase. The record is from RefSeq and is a predicted model, not a curated record. The coding region runs from base 1 to 3210 and encodes 1069 amino acids. Gene Ontology annotation, molecular function: flavin adenine dinucleotide binding; FMN binding; iron ion binding. The transcript is spliced from 5 exons. NCBI's taxonomy places the organism in Eukaryota, Fungi, Ascomycota, Sordariomycetes, Diaporthales, Cryphonectriaceae. Gene Ontology annotation, cellular component: cytosol.
AUGACAAACACAAUUCCCAUUCCUGAGCCACCCGGCUGGCCCAUCCUGGGCAACUUGCUAGAUCUCGACUUCCAAUUGCCCCUAAGAUCUUUGUGUGAAUUGGCGGAGAAACAUGGCGAACUGUAUCGUAUGCGUUUACCUGGUCAAACGAUCUUGAUCGCCUCAAGCCAUGACCUUGUGAAUGAGCUUUGCGACGAGAAACGCUUUCCCAAAACCAUACAGGGCUUGAGGGAAAUGAGACACGGAGUGCAUGAUGGACUUCUAACUGCUCAAACGGAGGAACCCAACUGGGGCAUUGCACACCGAGUUCUCAUGCCAGCUUUUGGACCCUCGUCUCUUCCAGUCUGGUUUGACGGAAUGUUUGACAUUGCUAGUCAGCUAGCCUUGAAAUGGGCAAGACACGGGAAAGACAACCCAAUCACAGUCACCGAGGAUUUUACCAGAUUGACGCUCGACACAAUCGCGCUGUGUUCCAUGGAUUUCCGUUUCAACAGCUUUUACAAGGAGAAUCUGCAUCCCUUCAUCAAGGCUAUGUGCGACUUCCUUGUCGAGACAGGCAAUCGAGCUUCACGGAUGCCGCUACCUUCGAUGUUUUACAAGAGAAAGGACCGAAAGUUCUUUAGUGAUAUUGAGGUUCUCAGGAAGACAGCUGAUGAGGUUCUUCAGGCGCGCAGAAGCGAAGGAGGCCUCGAUACGCGCAAAGAUCUACUCUCUGUAAUGCUGAACGGCGUCGACUCCAAGACUGGCCAGAGAGUGAGCGAUCAGAGCAUCCUUGACAACCUCAUCACAUUCCUGAUUGCAGGACAUGAAACCACAUCAGGACUGCUUUCGUUCACGUUCUAUCAUCUUAUCACCAACCCCAAGGCAUACCAAAAAGCGCAAGAAGAAGUCGACAGCGUCUGUGGCCAGGGUCCGAUCAAGUUCGAGCACUUAUCCAAGUUAUCAUAUAUAUCAGCGGUUUUACGAGAAGCUCUGCGUCUUAACCCAACUAUCCCCGUUUUUAACGUUGCAGCUAAGAAGGAUGAGAUCGUCGGUGGUCGAUACCAUAUUCCGGCCAAAGAGCUGAUCCUCCUGCUCCUUACACGGUCUCAUCUUGACCCCAAGGUGUACGGCGAGGACGCUAUGGAAUUCAAUCCUGACAGGAUGUUCGACGAAAACUUCGACCACCUGAACAAGGAGUUCCCCAACUGCUGGAAACCAUUCGGAAAUGGUGCCCGUGCCUGCAUUGGCAGGCCGUUUGCAUGGCAGGAAGCCACGCUAGUUGUAGCCAUGCUAUUGCAGAACUUCAACUUCACUCUCGACGAUCCGAACUACUCGCUUUCUCUCAAACAGACAUUGACAGUUAAGCCGGAUGGUCUUCAAAUCCGUGCUGCUCUUCGCAAUGGAUUGACGGCCACCCAGCUUGAGCGGAACUUGGCGGGGACGGCUGCGCCCUUGGAUUCAAAGUCAGCGGCGCUCAAGGAUGGGCUUCCCCGGACGACAAAUAUCACAGAAAAGGCCACCCAUAUGAGUAUCUACUACGGUUCAAACAGUGGAACUUGCCAGUCCAUCGCGGAGACACUUGCUGCCAAUGCCUUUUCGCGCGGGUUUCACGCCAGAGUCGUGGACAUUGCUGACAGCGCCACUGGAAAACUUCCUCCUAACGAGCCAGUGGUUAUCAUCACGGCUUCGUACGAAGGGCAGCCACCAGAUAAUGCAGCACGUUUCGUGGGAUGGCUCGAGACUACGGAAGAUGGAGAUCUUACAAAUGUCUCGUACGCCGUCUUCGGCUGUGGUCAUCGCGACUGGGCGUCUACAUUUCAUCGCGUUCCCAAAUUAGUAGAUGCUGCCAUGGAGAAACUCGGCGCAUGCAGGAUCGCGCCACUCGGCCUCUCUGAUGUCGCAGGCGGCACCAUGUUCACCGACUUCGAGACCUGGGAGGACGAUGUCUUCUGGCCUGCCAUGAUAGCCAAGUAUGGCGCUGCUGUGCCGGAAGAACCGACGUUGGCAGUUGAGGUUUCGAGCCCGCGAAAGUCGAUUUUGCACUAUCAAGAUGUCAGAGAAGCAAGCGUGGUGGCCACUAGUGUCCUGACUGCUGAUAAUGCAUCAGUGAAGAAGAGAAACAUGGUGAUUCAAUUGCCUCUGGACACAGCAUACCGAGCAGGAGAUUAUCUUGCCGUUCUUCCUGUCAACCCGAGGGAGAAUGUCUACCGAGUGUUGCGGCAUUUUCGAUUGCCUUGGGAUGCUCACUUGAAAAUCUCAGCGAAUACACUCACGCCGCUACCAGGCGACGUGGCAGUGCCGGCUGCCGAGGUUUUUGGUUCCUAUGUGGAGUUAUCGCAACCUGCAACGAAACGCAAUAUUCUCACCCUUGCGGACUUUGCACGAGAUGAGUGCACAAAGGCUAACAUCCAAGCCCUCGCGACAGAUGAUUGCUACACCUCCAAGGUUGUGGCCAAGCGCAUCUCUGUCCUCGAUCUCCUUGAGACAAACACCAAUGUUCAUCUAUCACUCUCGUCAUUUUUGCGGAUGCUCCCUCCAAUGCGGGUAAGGCAGUACAGCAUUAGCUCCUCCCCUCUGUCCAAGGGAGACCACGCUGUCCUGACCUACUCGGUUCUGGAUGAGCCCACAGGACAUGUGGGCGUCGCUACUAGCUACUUGUCCAGCCUACAAGAGGGCGAUAUGAUGCACGUCACAGUCCGUCCAUCUCAUGCGGCUUUCCACUUGCCUAAAGAGAAUGACAGAAGUAUGCCCAUCAUCAUGGUGGCAGCUGGUACUGGCAUCGCCCCCUUUCGAGGCUUCAUCGAGGAGCGAGCUGCACUUCAGAAAGCUGGGAAAGAGAAGACAUUGGCACCGGCAGUUCUGUUCUUUGGCUGUCGUGACGCCACUAAGGAUGACCUGUAUCGUGCAGAAUUCGACGCAUGGGAAGCUAGCGGUGCGGUGUCUUCGGUGCACAGAGCCUACAGUCGGAGGGCGGAGGAGAGCGACGGUUGUAGGCAUGUUCAAGACCGAUUGUGGAAGGAAAGGCAACAAGUAAUGUGUCUAUGGGAAAAGGGCGCAAAAUUGUACAUUUGCGGUGGUCGAGCAGUGGGCGAAGGCGUGAAGAACAUGUUCAUCAACAUCUACGUUGAUGCUGCCAAGAAAGAAGGCCAGGACAUCAGUUGGGACAGCGCCAAGGAGUGGUUCGAGGGGCUGAAAAAUGAUAGGUGGGCUAUGGAUGUAUUCAAUUAAGCGGUAGAUCUGGAACUUGAUUCAAUAAAAUAAAGCUUGAUACAUG